AUUUCAGUUUGUGGAAUGAAAAAAAUAUCUUCACCUCAUUCAGCCCAAGUAAACAGCACGAAAGCUUCUACAACCACAGCGAGAGUGAGAGAAAUCCAGAGCGACUGAGAGACAAAGGGAAAGAGAUCGGAUUCUAAACUUGCCGGAUCAGCAAUCGAACGUAAAGAGACGAGAGCGAGAGAGAGAGAUGGUUGAAGAGAGAGAGGAUCCACAGAAGAUAAAGAGGUUGGCGGCGGCGGCUUAUGAUUACGAGAACGACCCCCGAUGGGCCGACUACUGGUCCAACAUCCUCAUCCCUCCCCACAUGGCUUCUCGCUCCGACGUUGUGGACCACUUCAAGCGCAAGUUCUAUCAGCGCUACAUCGAUCCUGAUCUUGUGGUGGAGGCAAUGACUUCAACUGGUUCAUCUCAAUCAACAAAACCUUCUUCAUCCUCCUCCACAUCAUCAGCAACUUCAAAUGACCAAACUCGACAACGGAACACAGGGUCAACUACAAGGACCUCUGGGACAUCAGCAAGUGCAGGUCCAAAUACUAGUCCUACUUCUGUCCGCUGGGAUCGACAAACUAUUCAAUUUUCUGUCAAUGCUUGGGUUUUUGUUGUGGCUGUGCUUGCAAUCAUUCCUCUUGUACCCAAAAAUCUUUCAAAUAGGGCAUAUCGGUUGUCAUUUAUGGGCACUGCUUGUUCAUCACUGUAUUCUUUAUACACACUUUAUGGGAGACCAAGGGCUUGGAAUUUGCCGGCUUUGCAAGCUUAUUUUCAGUCAAUAAUUGCAACCAAAGACUUUAUAUACUUCAUCUACUGUCUUACAUUUGUCACUUCACAUCUUUGCCUCAAAUUUGCUUUAAUUCCGAUUUUAUGCCGAGCACUGGAGCAGGUUGCAAAGUUUUUAAGGCGCAAUUUCACUCGUUCCACCUUAUACAGGAAGUAUCUUGAAGACCCAUGUGUGUGGGUGGAAUCAAACACAACUACCCUGAGCAUUCUUUCCUCGAAUGCUGAAAUUGGACUUGGCUUCCUUUUAAUAAUCUCUUUGUUCUCGUGGGAGCGCAACAUAAUACAAACUUUCAUGUACUGGCAGCUUUUGAAGCUGAUGUAUCAUGCACCUGUGACUGCUGGUUACCAUCAGAGUGUCUGGGCCAAGAUUGGAAGGACUGUGAAUCCACUUGUUCACCAAUAUUGCCCAUUCUUGAAGACACCAAUUUCUGCUGCUCAAAGAUGGUGGUUGAGAUAGAUAGGCAAAGUUGAAAAUAGGAAGCGAAAAAGAAUUAUUCAUCUUGGAAUUUUCUCUAUCUUUUAUUGGCAUUAAAUUUGGAAGUGAGGGCACUAACUUCAGAUAUAUGGCGUAGCAGCUGCCAUUAUGAUUGUGGAUUAAUAAAACCUUUUCUGUUUUCAUAA
This is a messenger RNA of Hevea brasiliensis (rubber tree), 1395 nucleotides long. RefSeq lists its product as uncharacterized. NCBI's taxonomy places the organism in Eukaryota, Viridiplantae, Streptophyta, Magnoliopsida, Malpighiales, Euphorbiaceae. Bases 188 to 1231 code for a protein of 347 amino acids. The transcript is spliced from 9 exons. The record is from RefSeq and is a predicted model, not a curated record. Gene Ontology annotation, cellular component: endoplasmic reticulum; membrane. Gene Ontology annotation, biological process: membrane organization; endoplasmic reticulum tubular network organization.